AUGCCACCAGCUCCCUCCGGCAUCGUCGCCGUCCGUCUCCCCCCAUCUUUCCUCAUCCCUCGCUACCUGCCCCGAAAAUCCAUCAAAGCAACUCAAAAACGUACUUUCGGCAUCCGCUCAACAGAUCCGCCUAAACCGAACCCUUACAAUGUUGUUCCGGGCAUCAAGCCUCUCCUCUCCACCCAAACCGCGGCUUUUGAGCGGAAAAUUAAAUCUGACACGCUUCCCUUGAGAACGGGAGCUCUGGCAUUCAAGAAGGGGAUGACAGCUAUUUUCGACGUCGAAUCCGGAAAAAGAAUCCCCUGCACCGUUCUCCAGCUAGAUCGCAAUCAGGUCGUCAGUCACAAGACGCGGAAGCGACAUGGAUACUAUGCAGUAUGUGUGGGUUGUGGAACGAUCAAUCCCAAGAAUGUGACCAAGCCGAUGCUCGGCCAUUACUCUGUCCAGGGAGUGAGUCCCAAGCGGCAUCAACGCGAAUUCCGUGUUCGGGGACCAGGGGCACUAUUACCCGUUGGCGAAGAAAUCAGGGCGAACUGGUUCAUUGAGGGACAAUAUGUGGAUACACGUUCAAACUGCAAAGGCAAAGGCUUCGCCGGUGCGAUGAAAAAAUGGGGCUUUCACGGGCAAGAUCGAAGCCACGGUCAUUCCUUGUCGCACAGAUCACUUGGUUCAUUAGGUCAGGGCCAAGGUGGUGGUAGUCGCGUGUACCCUGGUAAGAAGAUGCCUGGAAGAAUGGGCGGACAGAGAAAUACGGUGCAAAAUUUGAGAGUGCUGCAAUCCGAUGUCGAGAAUGGAAUUGUGGUCGUGAAUGGUGCUGUGAGUGGUCCGAAGGGCUGCUUGGUGAUGAUUCAAGAUGCGUUGAAGAAACCCUGGCCUCACAUCCCCGACGAAUUGAAUCCCCGGAAGCCCAAUCCGAAGCCGGAGAAGGCUAUCAGUGCCGAAGCUAGAGAAUCAACACCCUGUUGA
This is a messenger RNA of Rhinocladiella mackenziei CBS 650.93, 966 nucleotides long. Its product is annotated as 50S ribosomal protein L3. Gene Ontology annotation, biological process: translation. Gene Ontology annotation, molecular function: structural constituent of ribosome. The transcript is spliced from 2 exons. Bases 1 to 966 code for a protein of 321 amino acids. Lineage: Eukaryota; Fungi; Ascomycota; Eurotiomycetes; Chaetothyriales; Herpotrichiellaceae. Gene Ontology annotation, cellular component: ribosome; mitochondrial large ribosomal subunit. The record is from RefSeq and is a predicted model, not a curated record.